CCAACUCCACUUUUGUCCCCCUUCUCUCUCACACACACUCACACCUUCCGGUGCGUUUUUCAAACCUUCCGUUUCCUUCUCUUCAGAGUUCAGACACGCAGAGCGAGAAAGAAGGACCUGAGUUUCCACUUUCCAUUGGUAAUGGCGGACCAUUUUGCUCACGCUUCUUCACUGAAAUUCCUGUCUGAUUCCUUCCCCCUUUAGAUACUCUCCGAUCGCCUGGUCAACCGCCAUGGAAGUUAUUUGACUUUGGUUGCCUCAUUUUUCAUCCUUGUUGUACGGAUAGUGCGGUAGACGCUGCAGAAAUUGUGCGGGAAAGUUCAUGCGCAUAGAUGGAUUUUGGAGAAGGUGUGGGGGAGAGCUCGUCGCCGCCUCGGAGCGUCGGUAGCUCCGGUGGCGGAGGAGGAGGAGCUUACGACAUAAGGAACGAAGUGUACAACCGGCUGUUGGAUAGUGGGAAUGAGGAGGUGAUUAGAAAUCCGGAAUUGCUCAGGGAGCAGUUGGAAGCUCACUUCAUUCGCUUGCCUUCCAGUUAUGGGCUGGAUAUUAAUAUGGAUAGAGUGGAAGAUGUGUUAUUGCAUCAAAAGCUUCUCACACAAGCCAAGGAUCCUGAUAAGCGGCCUGCUUACCAUGUCCGCUUUCUAGAGAAUUUUUGGACUAGAGUCGAUGAAACUGAAGAUCAAGACAUUUUAAAAUUUUCUUCCAUGUCAAAGCCGCAUUUCAAUGUAAACGAUGCUGAAGGGAUCUUGCAUUCUGAUAGAAGACACAGGACUAGUGUGAAUGACUUUGAAGCCUGCUCUAAGCUUGAGGAUCUAAAUUUGGAUGUUAGAAAGAAAUUCAAUGGCACAAGGGUGGGAAGUCCUGAAGAAAAUAUUAACAGAAGGGAGGUGGUUUCAUGUAUUUCAAUCCAUGAAGUAAUAUUUUCUACCAUUGACAAGCCCAAGCUUCUUAGCCAGCUUUCUGCUUUGCUCUCUGACAUAGGACUUAACAUCCGUGAAGCUCAUGUAUUCUCCACAACUGAUGGCUACUCGUUAGAUGUAUUUGUGGUGGAUGGAUGGCCUGUUGAGGAUCCAAAGGGGAUGCUUGAAGAAUUGGAAAAGGCAAUUGCUAGAAGUGAGGGGUCAUGGUCUGGUUCUUCACAUUCUCAGUCAUCAGUGGAAAAAGCUAUUUCUGCACAAGCAAAAUUUGAAGAUUGGGAAAUUGACAGAAGAUUACUGAAGAUAGGGAAAAAGAUUGCAUCAGGAUCUUGUGGUGAUCUGUAUCAUGGUGUAUAUCUUGGUCUUGAUGUUGCGGUGAAGGUCCUUAGAUCUGAGCAUUUAAAUGACUCUUUGGAGGAUGAGUUUGCUCAAGAAGUUGCUAUUUUAAGGCAGGUCCAACAUAAAAAUGUCGUACGCUUCAUUGGUGCCUGCUCAAAACCACCUCUGUUGUGCAUUGUCACAGAAUACAUGCCUGGUGGAAGCUUGUAUGAUUAUUUGCAUCGGAACCAUAAUACUUUGAAGCUCUCACAACUAUUGAGAUUUGCAAUUGAUGUUUGCAAAGGAAUGGAAUAUUUGCAUCAAAACAAUAUAAUCCAUAGAGAUCUGAAAACUGCAAAUUUACUUAUGGAUGUAGACAAGGUUGUAAAAGUGGCAGAUUUUGGUGUUGCUCGGUUCCAGAGUAAAGGGGGUGUCAUGACAGCUGAGACUGGAACAUACAGAUGGAUGGCCCCUGAGGUGAUAAAUCAUCAACCGUAUGACCAGAAAGCAGAUGUAUUCAGUUUCGCAAUUGUUCUUUGGGAACUUGCAACAGCCAAGGUCCCAUAUGACACCAUGACCCCUUUACAAGCUGCACUCGGUGUGAGACAGGGUCUUCGACCAGAACUUCCUACUGAUUCACACCCAAAGCUGGUUGAGUUGAUGCAGAGAAGUUGGGAAGCAGCUCCUAGUGAGCGACCCUCGUUCUCUGAUAUAAGACCACAACUUGAGGAGCUCCUAAAGGAUGUUAAUGUUGAGGAGGAGCAGGAUGCCACUGAACUUGAAGCACCAAAUGGAAGCUGAAUAGAAGAAUACUCUCAAUCUAAUAUAUAUAAUUAUAUAUAUAUGUUUUGACAUUUACCACUUUUACACGUUUUAGAAUUUUGAAAUGAUCAUAGUAUAGUAGAGGUAAAUAUCUAACAUCACACGAUUGAAUGCUAGGGUUUUUGUUUCUCCAUACCCCACCCCCAGUCCCAGUUACUUUAACAUCUUUGUAAAGGAUUUUCUUUGUUUUUGAUGCAGCCAGCUGAUAGGUAUGUUGUUGAUGCUUACUUUUAUAUCUGUGUUUUUCUCCCCAGUGUAUCAGUUAUUAGUGAAAUUCAGCUUCAUGACUUCAUCCCACUUGACACUUCCCCAUGGUUUAAUAUAGUAUUUAAUUAAGUGAAUUAA
Ipomoea nil (Japanese morning glory) is the source of this 2402-nucleotide messenger RNA. RefSeq names its product serine/threonine-protein kinase STY46-like. The coding region runs from base 333 to 2036 and encodes 567 amino acids. Gene Ontology annotation, molecular function: ATP binding; protein kinase activity. NCBI's taxonomy places the organism in Eukaryota, Viridiplantae, Streptophyta, Magnoliopsida, Solanales, Convolvulaceae. The transcript is spliced from 16 exons. Gene Ontology annotation, biological process: protein phosphorylation. The record is from RefSeq and is a predicted model, not a curated record.